AUGCCUGGGACGACGCACGCAGCGCAGCGCUGGACAGAAACUCUGCCAGGCAGGCAUUCUACCAUACCUCGGCGUGCCAGGGGGCACGGUGGAAGGUAUGCGAAAGAGCAGGAAAGCGCAGUUGCUUUGGAAGUGCAGCAUAGCAAUUCGGCAUGCACCCUCGGCUAUUCAUUCGGCAGUUCUGGCGAAAGUCGUAUGUACGUCAGUCAUGGAUGCCGUGGUCAGUUUUAUUGCAACGGCGGUCUUGUAUCUUGCGAGCCCUAUGAAUCCGCAUGCAAUGAAUGCGUUUGCGAGCAGUUGGCUUAUGACGUUAAAGGGUGCCUUGGCAAUUUCAUACCGCAAGCUUUUGAUGACAUUGCUGGGUCUCCUCAUGAGUCUUUUGCAGCCAGCUUCGGCUUGGCUCUGUACGAUCUGAUGGUAGCCAUAUCUGGCAAUGGCAAUGCGAUAGCUAAGAUCCAUGGCCUUGUGAUGCGAGUUGUGCCUGCCGCUUACAGGACAGGCUUCGGGGAGGUUGCUUCCAACGUGACAGCUCGGCUCGCCAGCGACGCAGAUGUACGCGUUAGGAUCAAGGUCUCCGAGUUCGCGCUGCCCGCCACCUACGAGGCAGGCUUCGGCGUGGCCGCGACACGCGUGGCCGCGCAGUUAGCCGAUGACAUACAGAGUAUCGUCAGGGAGAGGCUCGCCAAAUUCGUGCUUCCCACCGCCUGCGAGGCAGGCUUCGGCGAGACCGCGUCCCGCCUGGCCGCACAGCUCGCCGAGGAUACACGCAUGGAGUCUAAGCUCGUGAGGAAGCGGGUGGCCGAAUUCGCAGUGCCCGCCAGCUACAAGGCGGGCUUCUCUUCAACUGCAUCGCACAUCUUGGUGCGGGCGCUGAGUGACCCCGAAACGAAUGAGGCAGCCGCACGAGGCAUGGAGAAGGUGGCUGCGCAGCUGCCAGGUCUGGGCACCGACGGGCUGCAGGUAGCGGCUGCGGCCAGCGGCUCGGCCUCUGGCCUUGCCAGAGACAUCUCGCAGGGACUGAUGCGGAAACUGCUAUCAAACCUCACUGAGCAGGGCGACGCCCCCGUGCAGACUGACGGCAAGAUGCUCUGUUCGCAUGCGGGGGCGCUGCUCCUGGUCAGCCCCGGGACUCCCUGUGGCAUCGGGGCGCACCACUGCCCCAGUGCUCAGGCCUGCCAGGCCACCCGGUGCUUGACGCCGGAGCACGCGGACCGCCCUGCGAGCCCGGCAGUGUGCAGCAAGGGCUACCAAAGGGACACCGCAGGGCGCAGCACCUGUGAGUCUGGCAUGGGGCGCCCUGCGCGAUCCUCUCCAGCGCGAGCCCUGCGCCGGCGAUCGUUGGCGCCGGGUGGUCCCACACGUUGCAUCCCCCGUCUUCGUGCACGUGAUGGCACUGCGCAGCAGCUGUUCCGGCAAGACCAGGGUCGGCAGCGCGGUGAAAAGAAUGAUGGCCUUCGGGGCGACGGCGUCAAUGACAUUGCGAGCGCUCCUCCGCUCCGAGGAGGUCGUGGACGUAUCACGGAGGCCGCAGAGAUGAUCAACCCCGCCGUUUUCUCACUCGAGGUGGCAUCCGGAGGUGGGUCGAACAGUCUCGAUUGCUUGCUGGCGCAAGGCGAAGGUACCGCUGAUCUCUCGAACUUGAGGGCAGCAAUGCUGGCAGUGCCCCUCGCCCUCCUCGCGUUGACAGCGGCUGCAUCACUUGUCAAUGCUGCUUGGUUGCGUUUCGCGUCUGACACUAGGCAAGGGACUACGCCACACCCGCUGUGGGCCUCGACAACCACCUUCCUGAAGAACUUCGUGGUUUGGACAGCUGUCUUCCUUCCCACUCUGCUGAUGGCCUCCCUGCUUAGCUGGCCUUGCGUAAGCACGCAAAUGAAGGAAUCCAGCGAACAGUGGCUGGCGUGGGACUUGCAGAUGAAAUGCGGUGAUCAAACCGGCUACCUCUCCGUCCUCACCGUUUGGGGCUUAGUGGCCGCGGGUCCACUGAUUUGGCUUGGCCUCAUAGCGAUGUCCCAUAUGCUCCCUCCCAGUAUGCUGAGCUUCCUCGUUGGGGGCUAG
Molecule: messenger RNA, 2058 nt
Organism: Prorocentrum cordatum
Lineage: Eukaryota; Dinophyceae; Prorocentrales; Prorocentraceae
Source: the annotation of a GenBank genome assembly